CUACUCUUUCUCAUACGGUGCUUUGCUUGCGAUUUGCUUAUCUCAUUCUCUUCUAUUCGCAAGCCAUCCCCUAAUAUACAAAACAAAUCCCUCUAUUUAUAUAACAACAAAAAAAAUCAGACAUUUCUUAGAGAAAGUACUACUUUAUUUUUUAUAAAAAAACUGUAAAAAUACGUGUAAAUCACAUAUCGAAACACACACUACAAAUUUUGUAUCAGAGAAGAAACUUCUGAUCUUGUUCCCCCUCUCUUUCUCUCUCUCCUAUUGCCUUCAUUUUCAGGAUGGGUGAAUAUCUUUUGUUCAUAUUUCGGUAUUUAUGUAUUGGAAGUUUUGUAUUUUGAGAUGUGAAAAUUAGGGCUAGAAAUUAUUGGUUUGUGUUGUUUUUGUGGGUUAUUAUUGUGAAUAUUUUGGAAUGGGUAAUAAGUUGGGAAGGAGGAGGCAAGUGGUGGAUGAGAAGUACACUAGGCCUCAGGGGUUGUACCAACUUAAGGAUGUGGAUAUUAAGAAGCUUCGUAAACUCAUUCUUGAUUCCAAGCUCGCACCUUGCUAUCCUGGUGAUGAUGAUUGUCCCAACUCUGACCUCGAGGAAUGCCCCAUUUGCUUCUUGUAUUAUCCUAGUUUAAACCGUUCAAGAUGUUGCAUGAAAGGCAUUUGUACAGAGUGUUUUUUGCAGAUGAAGACCCCCAAUUCAACCCGUCCAACACAAUGCCCAUUUUGUAAAACAUCAAAUUACGCGGUGGAAUAUCGUGGGGUUAAGACGAAGGAAGAAAAGGGGAUAGAGCAGAUUGAGGAACAACGGGUUAUAGAAGCCAAAAUAAGGAUGAGACAGCAGGAGAUGCAGGAUGAAGAAGAGAAAACACAGAAACGAAGAGAGCUUAGUUCUUCCAGUAGUAUUGCUGGACCAAGUGAGAUAGAGUAUUGCUCUACAGCAGCACCAUCUUUUGCUUCUGCUGUGGAAGGUGGAGAAGUCAUUACUUCUCAAGAGACAUGUGCAGCUUCAACAAUUAGACAGCCUCAACGCAUGAGGCAGAAUAGGUACGAACUGUUUUUUGGUGCUAAUUGGUUCAAAUCAUCUUUCCUAAUUUACGAUAAAUUUACUGAAGAAUUUACUCAUUUAGGUCAUGUUGAUGGACUAGAUAGUUUGAUACUAGCCACUAAAUCAUCUUAAAAGUAUUGAAAAAGG
Messenger RNA from Nicotiana tabacum (common tobacco), 1183 nucleotides. The record is from RefSeq and is a predicted model, not a curated record. NCBI's taxonomy places the organism in Eukaryota, Viridiplantae, Streptophyta, Magnoliopsida, Solanales, Solanaceae.